Molecule: messenger RNA, 699 nt
Organism: Culicoides brevitarsis
Lineage: Eukaryota; Metazoa; Arthropoda; Insecta; Diptera; Ceratopogonidae
Product: UPF0193 protein EVG1 homolog
Exons: 1
Coding region: 1-612 (203 amino acids)
Source: RefSeq, a predicted model, not a curated record
AUGGAUUGGCCAAGCGAACGAAUAAAUCAGGGAGGUUUUCUUCAUUCCGCCAAAGUUGAAUAUAGUAAAGAAACACAGAACUUGAUGAAGAUUUUAAUGGAAGAAUCACGGUUGACAAUGUUACAACGUAAAAAAAUAAAUGAGCAUAUGAACUGUGGCGAUUCCUUACCGGUUUGGCAACAUUCAAAUCAAAAUUCAAUUAAAAAAAGUUGUGACUCACUGCAUUUUAACCGCACCAAAAGUUGUCGUCGUCGUUCAUUAGAAUCAAUUUUAGAAAGUAAUGCUUUUGACGUAGAAAAAUUUGUAUUCAAAAAUGCAUACAAAGAACCAUCAGAAAAAGCCAAAAUACGUUUGCAACACCAUAUGAGUGAUUGUAAAGUCAAUAAAAACUCUAAUUUGGAGAAGCAAAUUACUUUAAACAAUGCGAUUAACAAUCGAGAUAACAGUCAUUUCGAUUAUUGUGAAGAGAUCGUGAAAGAAAUAGAUGAAAGAAUUAAAUGGUUGGAGGAUAUGGAAAAAUUAGGAGCAGCUAAGAAUCAUCGUUUAGUGAUCCAAUCUCAAAUUCAAAAUAAACUAGCGGAAUUGCGUAGAUUCGAAAAAAAGCAGAACUAAAAAAGUAAUCAAAUAAAUUAAAAUUCAAGCAUUUUCCUUGAGCGUAGGAACGAUAAAUUUCAAGACAAGUACAAUUUCAAAAAUUUU